Phalacrocorax carbo (great cormorant) is the source of this 5742-nucleotide messenger RNA. The record is from RefSeq and is a predicted model, not a curated record. Lineage: Eukaryota; Metazoa; Chordata; Aves; Suliformes; Phalacrocoracidae.
GGGGAGGGCGGGAGGGGGUGGGUGAACCGGAUCGGGAACGCCGGGCCGAGCGGAAAGGUUGAGGGUCAGGAAAAGGGUUAAAACAAACUCAAAACCCAAGAUAAAGAAUAAAAUAAUAUAUAUAUAUAAAACAAACAACACGGACUCACGGCCGCGAAGAGGUCAAAGGCCGGAGGUGAGGAGGAGCCGCUUCCCCGUCGGUGAGCUGGAUACAGUGCCUUUGCUGAAGUGUUGCACAUGCUGGAAUUGCCUGACCUCCUGAUGUAUUCCGGGAUGGCAACAAGGUGACGACAGUUGAGGAUGACCCUGACUGAAAAACUGCGCGAGAGGAUAUCGCGGGCGUUCUACAACCACGGGCUGCUGUGUGCUUCCUACCCCAUUCCCAUCAUCCUCUUCACUGGCCUCUGUAUUCUGGCCUGCUGUUACCCGCUGCUGAAGCUGCCGCUGCCUGGAACAGGACCUGUGGAGUACAGCACCCUCGUAAAGGAUUACUCUCCACCCUCUCCAGACGCAGGUCUGCAGCAAGGGGAUCUCAGCGAGCGUCCCGACUGGUAUGUUGGUGCUCCUGUGGCCUACAUUCAGCAGAUCUUUGUGAAAGCUACCGUCUCCCCAUGGCAGAAGAACUUCCUUGCUGUUGAUGUAUUUCGUGCACCCCUUUCCCGCGUCUUCCAGCUAGUGGAGGAGAUCAGAAACCAUGCCCUGAGAGACAGUUCUGGUGUCCAGAGCUUGGAGGAAGUUUGCCUUCAGGUAACAGAUCUUCUGCCUGGCCUCAAGAAGCUGCGGAAUCUGCUCCCAGAACACGGCUGUCUGUUACUGUCUCCAGGGAACUUCUGGCAGAAUGACCGAGAGCGAUUCAAUGCUGACCCAGAUAUCAUCAAAACCAUCUACCAGCAUGAACCAAAGACAUUACAGACAUCAGCUACUCUCAAAGAUCUGCUGUUUGGACUCCCUGGGAAGUACAGCGGGGUGAACCUCUAUAACAGGAAGCGAGUGGUAUCGUACACGGUCACACUGGGUCUCCAGCGAUAUGAUUCUAGGUUCCUCAGCAGCCUCCGCUCUCGCCUCAAGCUGCUGCACCCCAGCCCGAACUGCACGCUGCGAGAGGAGAACAUCGUUCACGUCCACUUCAAGGAAGAGAUCGGCAUUGCUGAGCUGAUACCCCUCGUCACCACCUACAUUAUUCUCUUCGCUUACAUCUACUUCUCCACACGGAAGAUUGACAUGGUGAAAUCGAAAUGGGGUCUGGCGCUGGCAGCGGUCGUGACGGUGCUCAGCUCCCUGCUCAUGUCUGUUGGGCUGUGCACGCUCUUCGGUUUGACGCCUACUCUUAAUGGAGGAGAAAUAUUUCCAUACUUGGUUGUAGUGAUUGGCCUAGAGAAUGUGUUGGUUCUCACCAAGUCGGUCGUCUCUACGCCUGUUGACCUGGAAGUGAAGCUACGCAUUGCCCAAGGUUUGAGCAACGAGAGCUGGUCGAUUAUGAAGAAUGUGGCGACAGAGCUUGGCAUCAUCUUGAUCGGGUACUUCACGCUUGUCCCAGCCAUCCAGGAGUUCUGCCUCUUUGCUGUGGUCGGCCUGGUGUCUGACUUCUUCCUGCAGAUGUGUUUCUUCACUACUGUGCUGUCCAUUGACAUUCGCCGUAUGGAGCUCGCUGAUCUGAACAAACGCUUGCCAGCAGAAGCCUGCAUGCCCCCAGCGAAGCCUGUCAGCCGCUCUCAGCGCUACGAACGCCAGCCAGCCAUGCGACCUGUUACCCCCCACACCAUCACCCUGCAGCCGUCGUCUUUCAGGAAUCUGCGCCUGCCAAAGAGGCUGCGGGUGAUUUACUUCUUUGCCAGGACCCGGCUGGCCCAGAGACUCAUCAUGGCCGGGACAGUGAUCUGGAUUGGAAUCCUGGUUUACACGGAUCCUGCUGGUCUCCGCACUUACCUCACGUCACAGGUCACUGAACAGAGUCCUUUGGGCGAAGCAGGUCUGCCUCCUAUGCCUGUUCCUGGAGGGGUCCUACCUGCUGGGGACCCCAAGAUCGAUCUCUCCGUCUUCCCAUCGGACCCUAUACAGCUGUCAGAGAACCAGACUCAGCAGCGUGAGCAGAAGUCGGGGCUGGAGUCCCUGAGCAGGCUGGAGACAAACCAGCACACUUGGGCCCACGGACCAGAGGGCAAAGGGAAUGGACAGGUGGAGAUUGGAGCUGAAGGAGAGGUUACCUGGGGAGCAGAGGAUGAGGAGAUUUGGAGGAAGCUUUCCUUCAGACACUGGCCAUCCCUCUUCAGCUACUACAAUAUCACUCUGGCCAAAAGAUACAUCAGCAUCCUUCCAGCAAUCCCUGUCACGCUGUACCUGAACCCACAAGAGGCCUUAGAAGUGCGGCAUCCCCAGGAGGCUAACCGCUACCACCCCUUCUUAUCUUCAAGCAGUGGGAAGCUGGAUGCUGAAGCUCAGCCUGACCAAGCCUCACCCAAGCUGCAAGGGCACCAGGAUGUCACCCUUUACAAGGUGGCUGCUCUGGGUCUGGCCUCAGGCAUUAUCCUGGUCCUCCUGCUCUUCUGCCUGUACAGGGUGUUCUGCCCCAAGAACUACGGGCAGAAUGGGCUCUCUCACAGCAGGAGGAAGAGGGGGGACCUGCCCUGUGACGAUUACGGCUACUCCCCGCCCGAGACUGAGAUUGUCCCCUUGGUUCUCAGGGGCCACCUCAUGGACAUCGAAUGUCUGGCUAGUGAUGGCAUGCUCCUUGUCAGCUGCUGCCUGGUGGGCCAGAUCCGUGUGUGGGAUGCUCAGACUGGCGACUGCCUCACCGUUAUUCCCAAACCGAGGUUGCGAAGGGACAGCAGUGGCAUCUUCGAUUACCAGGAAAGCUGGGAUCAUAGUCCAGAUGGCAAGAAUGGUCUGGACGACUCUUUUGAGAACAGCCACCAGCUCAAGAGGAUGAUCAGCCCUCCCCAGCCUCCGCUUUUCUGUGACCAGCCAGACCUCACGUCCCUCAUUGACACAAACUUCUCAGAGCAGGUGAAGGUGGCCGAGUCAGAGACGCGGCUCCGUGCCGUGGGCAGUCGCCAGAAGGAGGCUGGGUACGACUUCAGCAGCCUGGUUGGUAAAGUGUACGAAGAGCACAGCACCUCCAACUGCAUGAACUUCACCGGCCUCUCAGCCCCGCACGGACAGGCUGCCUUCUGCGUGGGGAGCGGCAGUCCCCGCUCCCUGGGCUGCGGGACUGAGGAGGGGGGCUGCAGCAGCCGCAGGAGGAGCCUGGGGGACGAGUCUUUUAUGGGAUUUGACAAAUCAUCACCACUUCCUUCCUGGGGGGAAAACUUGGAGAGCUCUGUCUGGAGUCUGGACCUGCAAGGGAACCUGAUUGUGGCUGGCCGGAGCAAUGGGAAGCUGGAGGUUUGGGAUGCUAUCGAGGGGACCCUCCGCAGCAGUAACGAUGAAGGUCAAUCUGGCAUCACAGCGCUCGUCUUUCUGAACAACAGGAUCGUUGCCGCCCGCUUGAAUGGAUCGUUAGAUUUCUUUUCGCUAGAGACACACACGUCCUUGAACCACCUGCAGUUCCGAGGAGCCCCAAGCAGAAGCAGCAUCCCAUCGUCCCCCGUGUUCAGCAGCAGCGACAUCAUCCUGUGCCAGCUCACCCACACCGUGUCCUGCGCGCACCAGAAGCCCAUCACGGCGCUGAAGGCUGCGGCCGGACGGCUGGUCACUGGGAGCCAGGACCACACUCUGAGAGUGUUUCGGCUAGAAGACUCGUGCUGUUUGUUCACGCUGCAGGGUCACUCAGGAGCAAUCACGGCUGUGUACAUCGAUCAGACGAUGGUGCUAGCGAGCGGAGGCCAGGACGGUGCCAUCUGCCUUUGGGACGUGCUGACGGGGAGCAAGGUCAGCCACAUGUACGCCCACCGAGGGGAUGUCACGUCCCUCACCUGCACGACGUCCUGCGUCAUCAGCAGCGGCUUGGACGACGUCAUCAGCAUCUGGGACCGCAGCUCGGGGAUCAAGCUCUAUUCGAUCCAGCAGGAGAUGGGCUGCGGCGCCAGCCUGGGCGUGAUCUCCGACAACCUGCUGGUGACAGGAGGCCAGGGCUGCGUCUCCUUCUGGGACAUCGGCUACGGCGACCUGCUCCAGACCGUCUACCUGGGGAAGAGCAACGAGUCGCAGCCCGCGCGGCAGAUCCUCGUCCUGGAGAACGCCGCCAUCGUCUGCAACUUCGGGAGCGAGCUCAGCCUGGUCUACGUGCCCUCGGUGCUGGAGAAAUUGGACUGAGGAGGAGGAGGGGCAGGUGCUGGAGCCGGGGUGGAGCGAGGCAGGUGGGACAGGGUGCCCCGGGCCCCUUCUGUAGUUGAGGGCAGCGUAGGCAGGCGCGGGAUGGGCUCCGAGCAGCGCCGUGCUGAGGGGACGGGGACACUGGCUCCAUCGCUCUGUCCGUGCCUCUGUCGCCUUCCCUCCUCGUAAACUGGACUCUUGUCACCCAGCGGUGUGCGGGGCCUGAGCCCUCCUCCGCUCCCCGGUUCCUGCAUCGUCCGUGUGGUCACGGGGCCUCCCCCGAGGGCGUGGGUGCUCCUGGGCCUGUGCUCCAGCGCACUGCUGGGGACAGGAUGGGAGCUGGGGCCGGCGUGCGGUGGCUUCCCAGGGCUGGGGGAGGGUUGGUGCCUGUUGCCUGUCCAUGAGCUAAGCUGGGCCCAGCCCUGGCUCAGCAAGUUCCAGCUUGCUCGUAGCCCUCAGGACAGUGGGGUGGGAGCGGGGCCCAUGAGAACAGCCCUGGAGCGGAGCAGCCGGGCGCUGCCAGCCCUCAGCGAGCCCCUGGCCCCCCAAGCGCCGCCGUCACCACCGGGGAGGGCCGGGGCUGACCCCGCAGGGGCACUGGGCUUGGCCUCCACGUGCCUUAGAGUGCGGGCCGGGCCCCGACGUGCCUGGCUCCGGGCUGGCCCUGCUCCUCGCGGGCUCCAGGCCACAGCAGUCCCUGCCCUAUUUAUUUAUACGCUGUAUAUAUUUAUUUAUUAUGGCAGGAGAGCGUGGGAUUAGCAGCCCGGCAGCGCCCACCAAGCCGCCGUGGCAGAGCCACGCUGGGGCUCAGGACCCGCUCCCCACGUGCGCGGCCGCCCUUCCCGCCUUUCUCCUUUGCCCGGUUGGCAGCAACAGCACCUUCCUCCUCCUCCGCCUCCUCCCACUGCAGGGCCUUUCCUCUGGCUGGGAGUGGGCAGGCAGCCCCUGCCCUCGUCCUCCCUGCAGGAACUAGGGAGAAACCCCCUCGGGGGAGGGGGAGACAGCCCGACCGACGCGGGGGGGCAGGAGGUGCUGGGGGAGCCGCAGCGGGACCAAAGCGCCCUGCGUGGGCUGGCAGCACCCACCAAGUACGGGGCUUCUCCCGCUGGGCCUCUUCCACCACGCACAGGGCCAGGGGGCUCGGGUCCCCUCCCCAAUUGCACUGCCGGCCCCAGCAGCGAGGGGCUGCAGGGGCACACGAGCCCCCAGCCCUUCCUCCAACGCUCCCUUCCCUCAAGUAAACGCCGAUGACGUCUGUUAAUCAAAUCUUGGUGAUUGUAGAGGCAGCGUCGUGCCGGCCCCGCGAGCAGAGGGACCGAGGGCUGGGGGCUCCCAGGGACCCCUGCCCACCCCUCCCCUCCGCACGGCACCGCGGGUGGCCUUAGCCCUGCUGUACGCUUUGUACAGGGCGGGGGGAAAAAAUGCUUUUUGUACCAGAUCGUGUUUUAUAACGUGUACCACGACACCGCCAUUAAACCAGAACUAACCCGA